AUGCGAAGAGUCUAUUCCCCUUCUCCUCGAGAACGACUGCAAUCAGGCAAUACAGAAGCAUCUGAGCUUCAAAAAGAAAAUGGUACAAAGCUGUCUUUGGACCAGUUUCAAAUACUUCGAACAAUAGGAACAGGAUCGUACGCAAGAGUUCGGCUUGGCCUCCACUUGAGUACAAAUGAACUGGUCGUUAUCAAAAUGAUAAAAAAAUCUUUUGCAGCCACAGAAAAACAUUUAAGACACGUUAAGAACGAAAGGCAAAUUCUCCAGCAGUUGAGAUGCCCAUUUGUAGUAAAGCUAUUAGGAACUUUUCAAGAUGCAACUUAUUUAUAUAUGGUUCUUGAAUUUGUCCAAGGAGGAGAGCUCUACAGAGCCCUUAAGCUUGAGCGCUUUUUUACAGUUGAUAAAACAAGGUUUUUCGCAGCUGAAAUCACAUCAACUUUCUCUCAUUUGCAUACAAGGUCAAUUAUUUAUAGAGAUUUGAAACCAGAAAACAUUCUUUUCACAGCAGAAGGGCAUAUUAAAUUAGUGGAUUUUGGCUUCGCAAAGCAUUUGAAGGAUGGAGAAUUUGCAUAUACAAUGUGUGGAACUCCUGACUAUUUAGCACCUGAAAUGAUUAGACAGACAGGCCACGAAUUUUCUUUGGACUGGUGGACUUUGGGGAUUCUUAUAUUUGAGCUGCAGACUGGUAAAACUCCUUUUUACCAUGACAAUCCAUAUGCUAUGUACGAUAAAAUUUUGCAAGAAAAUGUUCAGUUCGCUGAAGACUUCGAUGGGGAAUCAAAAGAUUUGAUUGAAAAACUUUUAAUAAAAGAUUAUAGAGAAAGGAUCAAAUUGAAUGAUAUUAAAAGGCAUGGAUUUUUCAAAAAUAUUAAUUGGCGACAUGUAGAAAAACUUACUCUACCCCCAGUUUAUAUUCCUUGUAUCACUUCGAAAAUCGAUUCAUCAAAUUUUGGUAGAUAUGAAGAAGAAAAACAAAAUGAGCUUUUGGUGCCAGAAGAUGUGCCUGAUCUAUUUCCUGAGUUUUAA
This is a messenger RNA of Blepharisma stoltei, 1026 nucleotides long. The record is from the annotation of a GenBank genome assembly. NCBI's taxonomy places the organism in Eukaryota, Ciliophora, Heterotrichea, Heterotrichida, Blepharismidae.